CAGCCGCAAUAUCACAACCACCAAUUGCGCCGUCGCUCACCAAUUCACGCCUACGAAUACCACGAUAACGACGCACACAUACAUUCAAGAUGUCUUUCUUCGGCAUGGGCGGCCGCCCCCAAAUCUCCAGCGAGCAGAAAAUCGCCCAAGCGGAAGCUGAAAUCGACAUGGUUAGCGACAUGUACAGUCGACUCCUCAAAUCCUGCAGCUCCAAAUGCAUCGACUCGACCUACCGCGAAGCCGACCUCAACAAGGGCGAGUCCGUCUGCCUCGACCGCUGCGUCGCCAAGUUCUUCGAGGUCAACGUAAAAGUGAGCGAGAAGAUGCAGGGCGAGGCGCAAGGCCGUGGAGGUGGCGGAGGAAUGUUCGGAGGAGCGUAAAAUACACACACACAUAUCCAAAUCAAACACACAACAAACUGAUCGAAAUCGUCA
Messenger RNA from Parastagonospora nodorum SN15, 434 nucleotides. RefSeq lists its product as hypothetical. Bases 105 to 380 code for a protein of 91 amino acids. The transcript is spliced from 2 exons. Gene Ontology annotation, cellular component: mitochondrial inner membrane. Lineage: Eukaryota; Fungi; Ascomycota; Dothideomycetes; Pleosporales; Phaeosphaeriaceae. The record is from RefSeq and is a predicted model, not a curated record. Gene Ontology annotation, biological process: protein insertion into mitochondrial inner membrane.